UAGAUCAUACAGUAAGCACUGUCUGUCAGAUGACACUAACGAUUCUAAUUUGAAAUUCAAAGUGAAAUCGGAUAGAACUGGGGGCCUCAAGCGGCGCCGAUCCCAGCGGACAAUUAGCGGAGAAUCUUGAGCGUCGGCGCUGAAAGCUAAAAAAGCAAACAAAAACGACAACCACAAUAAUCAGACUCCGAUAAGCCGAGCCGACGGAGGCAAACAAAAAAGAAUAAAUGGAUCUGCUGGGACCGGCCGGGAAAUCAGUUGUGAUUCAGCUGGCAAAUCAGGCGAAGUACAGAUUCCGACCCUUAGAGACGAUGGCCACCUACGAGCAGGUUAAGGAUGUUCCCAACCACCCCGAGAUCUAUCUGAUCGAUGUCCGGCGACCCGAUGAACUGAAGGAAACUGGUAGCAUCCCGGCCAGUCUGAACAUUCCUUUGGAUGAACUGGAAAGGGCCCUGAAUCUGGACAGUUCCGGUUUCAAAAACAAGUACGGUCGACCCAAGCCGGAAAAGAAUACCAAAAUAAUAUUUUCCUGUAAAUCGGGCAACCGGGUCCUGGAGGCCGAAAAAAUAGCCAAAACUUUGGGAUUCACAAAUGUGAUAAUUUACAAGGGAUCCUGGAAGGACUGGGCCCAAAGGGAAGGCCUCUGAGCAAUACUAGUUUCUUAAUCCUAUUGUGUUAAAAUGGUUUUUCUUUUAAAUAAAUUUUGAAAUAAAGUAUGAA
Messenger RNA from Drosophila ananassae, 720 nucleotides. RefSeq names its product rhodanese domain-containing protein CG4456. The record is from RefSeq and is a predicted model, not a curated record. Gene Ontology annotation, molecular function: thiosulfate-cyanide sulfurtransferase activity. NCBI's taxonomy places the organism in Eukaryota, Metazoa, Arthropoda, Insecta, Diptera, Drosophilidae. Gene Ontology annotation, cellular component: mitochondrion. Bases 228 to 647 code for a protein of 139 amino acids. The transcript has 3 exons.